AUGAUGCAUCAAGAAAAGCCAACUAUAGCCUGCUUUGGUGCUACCGGAGGAUGUGUGGCGACAGCCUUAGCAAGCGCACUGAAAGAUGGGUAUUGUUGUACAGCUCUUAUUAGGGAUCCGGACAAGCUGCACAAAAUUCUGAUCACUCAGAAAGGCGUUCCAUCAGGUAUUGUCGACCGAUAUCUUACCGUUCAUCGGGGCGACGUGAAGGAUCCCACCGCCGUCGCACAAGCCCUUGUCAGCCCAACCGACGCCAAGUUCGUUGUUGACUUUAUGCUCAGCGGCGUCGGCUCACGCCCUACAUUUGAAUGGAGUAUUACGAGACCUCUCCCGCUGCAAGACAAAACCAUCUGUGAAGAUGCCAUCAAAGCGAUCUACACUGCUCUCUCCAAUCUUUCUGCUUCCGGUAUCACCGGCACUACCCGCUCACAGAAGCCUCUCCUUGUGGCUGUAAGCGCCGCGGGAUGCGGGAGGAAGCGAGGGAUACCUCUCCCUGUCUAUUUGCCAUACCAUUACGUUGUGGGAGGGCCACUGGCAGAUAAGCAAAAGAUGGAAGAUCUGAUCUUCAAAGAUGGAGGUCGCCAUGUACGGGACUUUGUUCUCAUGCGACCAGUGAUUUUGACCGAUGGAAAGGCAAAGAGCGAUGGGCAGCUCCAAGUUGGCUGGGAAUGGGGUGUUGUCAGUGACGAAGACAAUGUUAAAGAACCAGGGCCUAAGAUCGGAUAUCUCAUCAGUAAAGAAGAUCUUGGGAAGUGGGUAUUUGACCAUGUCAUUACAGAGGUUUUAAAGUAUGGACAGGAAUGA
This is a messenger RNA of Fusarium coffeatum, 804 nucleotides long. RefSeq lists its product as uncharacterized. The coding region runs from base 1 to 804 and encodes 267 amino acids. The transcript has 3 exons. The record is from RefSeq and is a predicted model, not a curated record. Lineage: Eukaryota; Fungi; Ascomycota; Sordariomycetes; Hypocreales; Nectriaceae.